Histoplasma mississippiense is the source of this 942-nucleotide messenger RNA. RefSeq lists its product with no specific name. NCBI's taxonomy places the organism in Eukaryota, Fungi, Ascomycota, Eurotiomycetes, Onygenales, Ajellomycetaceae. The transcript is spliced from 2 exons. Bases 1 to 942 code for a protein of 313 amino acids. The record is from RefSeq and is a predicted model, not a curated record.
AUGGCGACGGCGACGGCAGCGAUGACAAAUUCCUUCUUUCCACACAGUUCUGGCAACAAAAACAGCCGAAAGGUAGAGCUCCUAGACCUCAUACGCCAAUUCCCGGUGGUGUCCGUUCUUGUCCCUCAAAUGGGACUUGGCGAUAUCUUGAAUCUAUCGCGCGUCAACUCCCAUUAUAGGGCUGUUCUUCACGGAUUUGCGCUUCCAAUCUCGGGUCCGGGAGACGUCCACAAUCAGGGCAAAGGCCAGCGGCAACGCAUUAGGCCAGAUAUCCAUAUCGGAGAUCACCAGACCUUGUACUGGAAGCGCAUAAAGAAAAGCGGACAGCUCCUCUGCUCAGAGCCAACCCACACAAGAGGCCCGGCUCCACGGUUAUGCAAAUACUGCUCGUUGCCAGUCUGUGAAGCAUGCAUUGUCAAAGAAUCCUUCCGCCAAUCUACCUCAGCCUAUAAAAGCCGCACGCGCCCCUUAUGCAUCGACUGCUGGCUCUCCGGCAACCCCCACGACAGCCAGCGGCCAUCGGCAGCACCAGAUUUCGCCCAGGUGGCCAGCGCAUACUGCAACUGCACCGCCAAGGACGGCUGGAUGUGUUCGAAAUGUCGCGAGAUUCAGGUCCGAACGGGCCAGGAGCCGAUCCAGACGUGUAGUGGUGAGGGGUGUGCUAGGCCGCCGGGUGAGGACAAUGGCCGGAGAAGGAUCUGUCUCUGGUGUCAUCUGCCGCUUGUUGCGCGGCCGACUAUGGAGCAGUGGAGGGAAGGGUAUGCGGAGAGGAAUGCGCUUCCGGAGUAUGGGCGAUGGGGUGAACUGGGCAAUGGGGAAGGGAGAGAGGAAGAAAUAGGAGUGGAUCGCGAGGGGGAGGGGCGGGAUCGUUAUUGUGUGCCGAUGGAGAUUGAUGCCCCGCGUACUUACAUAGAUGCAUGUGAGAUGAGUAGUGAUUUUUAG